AUGCAACCCGAGUCUGACCAGCACUUUGAACAUAUCUGGAUCAUUACCGGCCCUGCAGGGUGCGGAAAGACGACUGUCGCGCAGCACCUUGCGACGGAGCUGUCACUACCCUAUCUCGAAGGCGAUGAUUUCCAUCCGAUCGCCAACAAAGAAAAGAUGGCCUCAGGCAUCCCCCUCACAGACGCCGACCGAUGGGAUUGGCUGAUUACCCUCCGAGAAGCCGCCAUCCAGAAACUCCAGACGUCCAACUCCGUCAUAGUCACAUGCUCUGCCCUGAAACGAAAGUAUCGAGAUGUCAUCCGCGUCGCGAACUACGAGCACCCGUCCGUACAGGUCCAUUUUGUCUACCUCAAGGUGGACGAGUCAACCUUGCAGGCAAGAGUCGCCGCUCGGGUCGGCCACUACAUGAAGGAGAACAUGGUGCACAGUCAAAUGGUUACGCUUGAAGAACCUGAGGAAGAUCUCGAGUGGGACGUCCUACAGGUGGACGUGCGCGAAGACAAGGAGAUGGUCAAGAGACAUGCGCUGGAGAUGGUGAAUGCCAAACUGAAGGAAUACGAAGAUAUGGAACCUCCCCACAAACAAUGA
Molecule: messenger RNA, 588 nt
Organism: Cladophialophora yegresii CBS 114405
Lineage: Eukaryota; Fungi; Ascomycota; Eurotiomycetes; Chaetothyriales; Herpotrichiellaceae
Product: shikimate kinase
Exons: 2
Coding region: 1-588 (195 amino acids)
Cellular component (GO): cytoplasm
Molecular function (GO): gluconokinase activity
Source: RefSeq, a predicted model, not a curated record